AUGUCCGAAGAGCUGGAAAAAUCUCGGAGUCCUUAUCUACGGCCAGACUUUCAGCGUGAGAGCCUCGAAUGGAAGCAGCUCAACGGAUCGUGGAGUUUUGCUUUCGACGACAAAGACGAAGGACUUCACCAAUGGAUGCUGCCUGAGGGCCUGCCCGACGACAAACCCCAGAAGAUAAAUGUGCCUUUCGUGUAUCAGACUCCUGCAUCUGGCAUCGACAAGCAGCAGGCCCAUCCAAUAGUUUGGUACCAGACCGAGAUAUCCAGCAUCACUGGCUCUUCGACAGCGAAGACAUCCCGCACGCUAUUGAGAUUUGGUGCUGUCGAUUACGAAGCAACAGUAUGGCUUGCUGGCCAACUAGUAGGUAAGCAUCGUGGAGGUCAUGUCCCCUUUGACUUCGACGUGACCGAGCUGCUAAAUGAUGGAGCGCCGAAAGUGUUGACUGUUCGUGUCUGGGAUGCUCCGACUGACCUUACCCAACCUCGAGGCAAGCAGUACUGGGGGCCCAAACCUGAAAGCAUCUUCUACACGCCCUCAACAGGCAUAUGGCAGUCCGUCUGGCUUGAGAACGUUCCGAGCAGCCGUAUUGCGGAUAGCAGCCAUGGCACAACCAUCAAGGCAAAUAACAUCGAGACAGGCGAGAUCGAAGCCGAGGUCUCUGCCAUUGGUCGAUUUGAGAAACCUUGCCAAAUCAGAAUCACUGCAAGCCUUGCUGGCACAGAGAUUGCGAAAAGUGAUCCUACCGAAGUUAGCAUAGAGACAGGUUUGGCAAAGUUAAAGCUGUGCCUUCGCCUGAAGGACGAACGUUUAAAUAGUAUGCCGAAGGACUUCCUUGACGCCCACCCUGCAUCCGAUGAGACAUGUUGGCACAACAAGCUCGCCCUCUGGUCACCAGAACACCCUAUCCUCUACGAUUUGACCAUCACACUAUCCUCUGCCAACGGUGACAUCCUCGACGAAGUCAAGACCUACACCGGUAUGCGCUCCAUCUCCUGGAACAACAACGACGGCACGUUCCGCCUCAACAAUCGUCCUUACUUCCAAGCUCUAGUCCUUGACCAAGGCUACUGGCCACACACAAACAUGACUCCUCCCGAUCCUCAAUCAUGCAAACAAGACAUCCUCCUAUCUAAAGCAAUGGGCUUCAACGGCUGCAGAAAACACCAAAAAGUCGAAUCUCCUGAAUUCCUCUACUGGGCUGACAAACUCGGCUACCUAGUCUGGGGCGAGAUAGCAAACGCGUAUGAGUUCAGCACACAAUACGUCGACCGCUUCGACCAGGAAUGGAAAGAGGCUGUUCGCAGAGACAUAAACCAUCCCUGCAUCGUGGCAUGGACACCCGUGAACGAAACCUGGGGCUACGGCAACUUAGCAAACAGCGAGACCGAACAAAACCACAUCAGAAGCCUGUACUACACAACCAAAACCCUCGACCCAACCCGCCCGGUCAACGACAACUGCGGUUGGGAACACGUCUGCACAGACCUAACCACCUUCCACGACUACAGCGACGGUCCACAACUGCAAAACAUCUGCUCAAGCAUGACCACUAUCCUCGAACCCCACGGCGGUCGACCCAUGUGCGUUGGCGGCGCACAACACAAACACGGCGCUCCAGUGAUAUGCACUGAGUUCGGAGGCGUCAAUAUUAAACCGCAACAAGGCGACAAAGAAAUCGAAGGAAGCUGGGGGUAUACCACGGCCUCAGACGCGAAUGACCUGCUUGAGCGCGUGAGAAGGCUUAUGCUCGGAGUCGUUGAGGGAGGACAUUGUUGCGGGUUCGUGUAUACUCAGUUGACGGAUAUUGAACAGGAGACGAAUGGACUAUAUACGUUUGAUAGGAAAGAGAAACUGCCUGCGGCCGAGGUUAAGAAGAUUAUUGAGGAGGCCAAGAGGAUUUAUUUCGAGAGCUUGGAGGAAGUAAGAAAAAUAAAGUAA
Lithohypha guttulata is the source of this 1938-nucleotide messenger RNA. RefSeq lists its product as uncharacterized. Gene Ontology annotation, molecular function: hydrolase activity, hydrolyzing O-glycosyl compounds. The record is from RefSeq and is a predicted model, not a curated record. The transcript has a single exon. Lineage: Eukaryota; Fungi; Ascomycota; Eurotiomycetes; Chaetothyriales; Trichomeriaceae. Gene Ontology annotation, biological process: carbohydrate metabolic process. Bases 1 to 1938 code for a protein of 645 amino acids.